Cydia fagiglandana is the source of this 1487-nucleotide messenger RNA. RefSeq lists its product as uncharacterized. Bases 798 to 1487 code for a protein of 229 amino acids. The transcript is spliced from 5 exons. The record is from RefSeq and is a predicted model, not a curated record. Lineage: Eukaryota; Metazoa; Arthropoda; Insecta; Lepidoptera; Tortricidae.
UUGAAAAGGUGCAACGCAGGGCAACUAAGAUGGUAUAUGGAUUACGUAAUAAGCCAUAUGACCAAAGGCUUGCCAAUCUUGGUUUGACAACCUUGGAGAGAAGAAGACAGCGUGGUGACCUCAUUGAAACAUUUAAGAUCAUACAUGAUUAUUACGACUUACCUGAACUAAAGGACCUGUUUGUUAUGAGCAAGAAUCAUCGUCUAAGAGGCCACAGCUUAAAGAUUAUCCGAGUUCCCAGUACAAGCAAUCCUAGGAAGCACUUUCUAUCAAACCGCGUCGUACGCGAGUGGAAUAAAUUACCAGAAACAGUGAUAUGUGCUCCUUCAGUGAACAGUUUUAAAAACAGACUUGACAAACACUUAAAACAACUAACAAAAUGAACAUUAAUCGUUAAAAAAAAACAAGUGCAGUGAUAUACACGCAUCAGCUCUCAGCUGCUAGUGUAUUAAACAAUAUAAUAAUAUAAUUUUUUGACUUCAGUUAAAUCUUUUGUGUUCCUGGUGGGGCUCCCAGUAUAUUCGGGACGAUCAAUCCAAAUGGGUCAGUGUGGAGACUCAUUUGGAUUUAUCACCCUGUAUAUCACAGUAGAUAUAUCAUAGACCUUCCUGAUUCAUUGUUUUGGUCAAAACAAGUCAUCUUGUACAUGUAGUUGACCCCCCCCCUACAUACAAACAGUGUAUGCAAGGGGGGGUCAUUUAUCUCUGCAUCUAACUGUACAUCAACAUUCUUGUUUUGCUGAUUGUUAAUGCAUUGCAGGUGUUAUCAGGACCAGUUACCACAGCUAUAGGCACAACAUGUCACUAGAGACAGCACAUAUCAAGGAGGCAGAGGCUGUGUGUGUGAAGACAGGACCCGGAGAGGUGUGUGUGAAGACAGAGCCCGGAGAGGUGUGUGUGAAGACGGAGCCCGGAGAGGUGUGUGUGAAGACGGAGCCCGGAGAGGUGUGUGUGAAGACGGAGCCUGGAGAGGUGUGUGUGAAGACGGAGCCUGAAGAGCCAUGUGUGAAGGAAGAGCAGGAGUGUGAAGACAGCGUGCUGAGAGGAGUCAGCGCGUUGCAUACCGACCACGAGGUCAAGUACGAGCUGGUGCUGGGCCCCGAGGAGUGGCACCGCCCUAAAGCAUCUCAAGAUGACAUGCUCCGGUUAAACAUGGCGGCCGGAGACGGGGCGAGCGACGAGGGUGAGCCGAUGUUGUUUAAAGAUCUCCUAAUCAAGCCAGAAUGGAACGAAGAUGAGACAAGUGAUGAGAUGUCGCUGGAGGUGCACCUGGUGGACGCGGCGAGUGACGAGGACUGCGUGUCGGUGGAGGUGCACCUGGUGGACGCGGCGAGUGACGAGGACUGCGUGUCGGGUGAGUACUGCGACACCACGAUACUACGGCACAGGCCUCCUCACGUGCGCGAGAGAGCUUGGGCUAUAGUCACCACGUUGGCCCACUGCGGAUUGGAGACUUCAUAUAAGUACACCUAUGAAUUUCUUCGCUGA